AGUACACCGUACACACGGCCGCCCGGCAACACGUGUGUGGGUCCGGGACGGAGACGAUGGCUUCCGCCUCCCGCCCCUCGCCAAGUCGCCACGGCGGCUUCGGCCGAGAUCCCCGGCGCCGGCGCGUGUACUACUACUACUACCUCCAUGGCGCAAGCCCCGCAAAAGCCCAUCUGCAGGCCGCACCCGCAUUGAACUCGCCGUCGCGGCCCAGUUCCCGGGGAGAUAUAUAUAUCAGAUAUAUACGUCGUCGGUGUAUCUGGUCUGGCCGCAGCAUGGAACUGGAAGCCCCGGGCCCUGGGCUCACGUGUCCGCCCCGCCGCGCGGCCCUGGCUCCACGUGUCAGCUCCCGCUCGUCGCCGAUGGACACCGCGUCACCGGCUCACCGCCUGCCGUGACCGAGAGGCCACGUCGUCUCGUCCGUCUACUGUCUGGGGCAGCCGGGCAUGCACGCAGAAUUGCAGGUGCAGUAAAGGAAGCAGGAGCAGGACGAGCCCCGAGAUCUCGCCUCAGGAUUGAUGCAUCAUUGGCGACUGCACUGCACUUCUUCGCCAUCGAUCCUGUGGGUCCCCUGAUUCUCCACUCCACUAUGGCGCCACUAAUCCACUCCACUCCAUCUAAUCAAUUUCCAGUGUAUCGCCAAAACACGCAUGCUUUCCUUCCUCGCCAUGCCAAGCAUCGCCCGCCCGCCCUCGCACAAGAGAGCAUGCCAUGGCCCAUGGCCUCCGCGGCGCGCCAUGCCAUCCUCAUAUAUACGACGAACAUGUGCUAAGCUUGCCGCCGCGUGCGACCGCGCCUCUCCCUCCGCUCAAGCAAGCAAGCAAGCUAGCUAGCUACCUUCCUUUUCCUUGUGAUGGAUCGGAGGCAUCGUCCUUAGCUUGCCUUCACAGCCAGCCAGCCAAACCAGCUAGCUAGCUAGCCAUGCCCGCCAGUGCCGCCACCACCACAACCACCUCCUCCGCGGCUCCCUCUCCCUCGUUGUUGCCGUGCUUGCAUGUCCAUGCACACGGCAGGGCCUCGGCUGCGGCGGCCUGCUGCCUACUCGUGCUCGUGACUUUCCUGGUGGUGGCCGCCUGCUGGUGGGACCCCAGGACGCGAGAAGCUUCCAGCUGGUUCCUGUCGCCGCCGCGGUCUGCCCCCUCUUCCUUCUCGUCCUUGACGAGUGCCGGUGGAGUUGGCGGUGGUGGCGAGCACCUAUUGGCCACCGCCAGCUCGUACUACUCCGCCGCCGCCGGCUUCAGGAACAGCACUGGCAAAGAGGUGCACCAGGAGGUCCGGGGUCAUGGUGGUGAUGAUCGUGGCUUCCUCUCCUUCGUCAACUCCAGCUUCGGCUAUGACGAAGCGCCGCCGCCAUCCGCACCGGCUCCGGCGUCUCCAGUGACGGGAGGCUCAGAUGAGGUGAUAAUCCAGUCCACGCCGCCACAGGUUGAGAGGAGAAGAGACGACGUGAAACUGGAGCGACUAGAGCUUGGCCUCGCGAGAGCUCGGUCCGCGAUAAUGGAAGCCAUCAGGAAGAAGGACAAGGUAUCUCCGUUGCCUGACAAGGACUACGUGCCGAUGGGACCGGUGUACAGGAACGCCCACGUGUUCCACAGGAGCUACCUGGAGAUGGAGAGGCAGCUGAAGGUGUACGUGUACGAGGAAGGCGAGCCGCCGGUGUUCCACGACGGGCCGUGCCGCAGCAUAUACUCGACGGAGGGCAGGUUCAUCCACUCCAUGGAGACGGAGACGGAGGCGGAGGAGGGCCGGCGGCUGCGGACCCGGGACCCGGCCCGCGCCCACGUCUUCUUCCUCCCGUUCAGCGUCGUCAAGAUGGUGCAGACGAUCUACGAGCCCGGAUCGCGCGACAUGGCCCCGCUCAAGCGCACCGUCGCCGACUACGUCCGCGUGCUCUCCUCCAAGUACCCCUACUGGAACCGCAGCCUCGGCGCGGACCACUUCAUGCUCUCCUGCCAUGACUGGGGCCCGUACGUGUCGUCGGCGAACGCGCAGCUGUUCGGCAACUCCAUCCGCGUGCUGUGCAACGCCAACACGUCGGAGGGGUUCGACCCGGCCAGGGACGUGUCGCUGCCGCAGGUCAACCUGCGGAGCGACGCGGUGGAGCGGCAGGUGGGCGGGCCGUCGGCGUCGCGGCGCCCGGUCCUGGCCUUCUUCGCGGGCGGCAACCACGGGCCGGUCCGGCCGGCGCUGCUGGCGCACUGGGGCCCCGGCGGGCGGCGGGGAGGCGACCCGGACGUGCGGGUCAGCGAGUACCUGCCCCGCGGCGGCGGCGCGCCGUCGUACGCGGACAUGAUGCGGCGCAGCCGCUUCUGCCUCUGCCCCGGCGGCUACGAGGUGGCGUCCCCGCGCCUGGCGGAGGCCCUGUACCUGGGCUGCGUCCCCGUCGUGGUGGACGACGGCGAGUACGCGCUGCCCUUCGCCGACGUGCUCGACUGGGACGCCUUCGCGCUGCGCCUGCGCGUCGCCGACAUUCCCCGCCUCAAGGAGAUCCUGGCGGCCGUGUCGCCGCGGCAGUACAUCCGGAUGCAGCGCCGGGUGAGGAUGGUGCGCCGCCACUUCAUGCUGCACGGCGGGCCGCCCCGCCGGUACGACGCGUUCCACAUGAUCCUCCACUCCGUCUGGCUCAGGAGGCUCAACGUUAGGAUCGCAGCAGCUGAAUGAUGCACAUGACUGACUGACUCACUGACCAAUGUAACGAUGGAUCUUGCUUACAGUUUGCAGGCGUCAUGCGUGUCUGAUCUUUGAGUCUAGCGUGCGUUGGUUGCAUUUUGACACGAAGGUUGGAGGAAUCUUGGUGUGCAAGUGGUUUUUGUACCCUGUAUUAUACACUACUAAUUAAUACACGCUGUACGAUCAGAGGAAGUGCGUAUGGUGGUUUUUGUACCCUGUAUUAUACACUACUAA
This is a messenger RNA of Zea mays, 2904 nucleotides long. RefSeq names its product probable glycosyltransferase. Gene Ontology annotation, molecular function: glycosyltransferase activity. Lineage: Eukaryota; Viridiplantae; Streptophyta; Magnoliopsida; Poales; Poaceae. The transcript is spliced from 3 exons. The coding region runs from base 922 to 2661 and encodes 579 amino acids. The record is from RefSeq and is a predicted model, not a curated record.